Messenger RNA from Emiliania huxleyi CCMP1516, 707 nucleotides. RefSeq lists its product as hypothetical. The annotation marks the transcript as partial. Gene Ontology annotation, molecular function: ribosome binding; 7S RNA binding; protein binding. Gene Ontology annotation, cellular component: signal recognition particle, endoplasmic reticulum targeting. The transcript has 4 exons. NCBI's taxonomy places the organism in Eukaryota, Haptophyta, Isochrysidales, Noelaerhabdaceae. Gene Ontology annotation, biological process: SRP-dependent cotranslational protein targeting to membrane. The record is from RefSeq and is a predicted model, not a curated record.
AUGGCGCCGCAGGCGCCGCAGAGCGAUGAGGCCUUCGACAUCAUGCUACCGCUCUUCGAGGUGCGCUGGGCCUCCUGGGGCACGCAUCUGAACGUUUCAUUCACGCAUCUGAACCACUGGGAUUUUAAGGAGAGGGGUGUGGAGGCGCUCUUGUCGGAGGUGUCGCGGUACGUCGAGGAGGCUCGUGCCGGCUCGGAGGACGCUCUCCCGCCGCUGCUCGCCGCCUGCGAGCGCGUGCUCGCGCUCGCGCCCGAGGAUGCGGAGACGCUGCGUGCAAAGCUCACUUGCCUGGUGGAGCUCGGCCGGUACGGCGAGGCGGAGGCGCUGGCUGCGGAGCUGGGCGAGCCGGCGCGGUACGAGCGCGCCUACGCCCUCUACCAGCUCGGCCGCGAGGCGGACGCGAUGCGGGCGCUGCCGGCGGACCUCAGCGGCGCGAGCGGCGCCGAGCAGACGCUCGCGGCGCAGAUCAAGUACAGACAGGCCGAGUACGGCGAGGCGGCGCGGCUGUUCCGGGCGGCGGCGGAGCAGGCCGCCUCCGAGGGGGACGGCACCGCCGCCGAGCACUACACGAACGUGCUCGCCUCGCUGGUGCUCUCUCGCGACUCGGCGGCGGCGACGUCGUACGGCGCGUCGCUCGCCGCGGGGCUCGAGGCGGAGCAGUUUGAGCUGGCGUACAACCUGGCUUGCGCGCACAUCGGGUCGGGCGA